This is a messenger RNA of Triticum turgidum subsp. durum (durum wheat), 2877 nucleotides long. NCBI's taxonomy places the organism in Eukaryota, Viridiplantae, Streptophyta, Magnoliopsida, Poales, Poaceae. The record is from the annotation of a GenBank genome assembly.
AUGCAUACAACCACUACCAAGCUCCUGCUCAUAUGCGUCCUAGCUGCCGCCAAGUUGCCGGCCUCCGAUGCACUUCAGCUCAGGCCGGCCGGCGGCUCGGUCGGCGCAAGCUGCAUACCGCGGGAGCGGGACGCCCUGCUGUCCUUCAAGCGCGGCAUCACCAGCGACCCCAUGGGUGUUCUUGACUCUUGGCACAAGAAAGACUGCUGUCAGUGGAGGGGCGUCAAGUGCAGCAACCGGACCAGCCAUGUCCUUAGGCUUCAUCUUCGUAAUCUGUCUCCAGAGACAGGUUUGGUUGGCGAGAUAAGUAAUUCUUUGCUGUCCAUGGAUCGUCUAGUGCACCUUGAUCUUAGCAUGAAUUAUCUCGAGGGCCCAAGUGGCCGCAUGCCAGAGUUCUUGGGCUCUUUGACGAGAUUGAGAUAUCAUAACCUCUCCGGCAUACCAUUUUCUGGCAGAGUACUCCCUCAGCUCGGCAACCUCUCAAACCUUCAGCAUCUUGACCUCUCAGGCCAAUCAUACCCAUAUAUGUACUCAAAAGAUAUUUCAUGGGUAGCACGCAUCCCUAAUUUGCAGUAUCUUGGAAUGAAUUCAGUAAACCUCAGCACGAUAGUUGAUUGGCCUUAUGUUGUCAACAUGAUUCCUUCUUUGAAGGCCCUCAAUCUUCGGUCUUGCUCUCUUCCAACUGCAAAUCAGUCGCUCCCACAUCUUAACCUUACCAAACUCGAGAGGCUUGAUCUCUCCGGUAACAUCUUUGCACACCCGAUGGCAAGGGGUUGGUUUUGGAAUUUGACAGGCCUCCAGCAUCUCUACCUUGCCGGAACUAAACUAUACGGUCAAGCUCCUGAUGCACUGGCACAUAUGACAUCCCUUGAAGUCAUUGAUUUGUCAUUUAAUCGUAACAUGGGGACGAUGACUACAAGCUUCAAAAACCUAUGCAGUCUGAAAAUUCUGGACCUUUCUUGGUGUCAAAUUGUUGGAAAUAUAAAGGAUAUUAUAGGGAGGAUGCCACAGUGUCCCUUGAACAAACUGCAAGUGUUGCGUUUGGGCUACAACAAUAUCAGCGGAAACAUGCCGGAUCAGACAGCACACUUGACCACCUUAGUAGUUCUUGAUAUCUCUGUGAACAACCUAAAUGGAGGCAUACCGCACGGGGUGGGGCUGCUCUCUAGUUUAAGCAGACUUGAUCUCUCUUCCAACAAUCUCAGUGGACCUGUGCCAUCUGAGAUCGGCAUGCUCGGCAAGUUGACCAUGAUAAAUCUUGAAGGCAACAACUUGACUGGUGAUUUCACUGAAGAACAUUUUGCAAGUCUAACGAAGUUAAAGUCGCUGUAUUUAAGUGGGAAUUCCUUGAGGAUUACAGUUGAUCCUGAUUGGAUACCACCCUUCAGUUUAGAAGAAGUAGAACUUUCCUCUUGCCAAUUAGGCCCUUCAUUUCCUGCAUGGCUUCAGUUCCAAGUGGAUGCUCUCCGGGUGGAGUUAUCAAGCACAGGUAUAGUUGAUAGGCUUCCUGACUGGUUCAACACUACAUUUGCAAAGGUCACAUAUCUACACAUCUCCAACAAUGAAAUCAGUGGUAGGUUGCCACGAAACAUGGAAUGCAUGUCGCUGCAAUUUUUCUUUAUCAAUUCAAAUAAACUAACUGAUGAAAUCCCGAACUUACCAAGAAAUAUUACCUUCUUGGACAUGUCCAAAAACUCCUUAACUGGAAAUUUGCCAUCAAACAUUGGGACUCCGGAUUUGAUUUCAUUUGUGCUGAUCUCCAAUCAAAUAACUGGUCAUAUUCCCGAAUCUCUCUGCAAAGCGGAAGCCUUGUAUGCCUUGGACUUACGCAACAAUCUUCUUGAGGGACAACUUCCUCAGUGUUUUGGAGUGAAGAACAUUUCCUUUCUCAUGUUGAGUAACAAUAGAUUCUAUGGCAACUUCCCAUCGUUUCUAAAACAUUGGAGAAAAUUGACGUUUCUUGAUCUAUCACGCAAUAGUUUUUCCGGAAGGUUGCCAUUGUGGAUUGGAGAUUUGAAUGCAUUACGAUUUCUGCGGCUAAACCAGAAUAUGUUUUCUGGAGAAAUCCCACCUACCAUCUCAGAUCUUAGUCGCCUUCACCAUUUGAACCUAGCAGGCAAUGGCUUAUCCGGUGCCAUACCGUGGGACCUAUCAAAUGUGACAGCCAUGACAAGAAAGUAUGUAAAGGAUCCUAUGCUUGACUCAUAUCCUUAUGGUGGUUACUCGUAUAUGUUCUAUACAUAUAAUUUCUCCUCAGUGGUCGUUAAGGGACGUGAACUUGAUUAUGGUAUUGGCGUUUUGGAUUUGGUGAGUGUUGACUUAUCUUUCAACCAACUAACUGGGAGAAUACCAGAAGAAAUAGCUGCUCUUGAUGCAUUGAUGAACUUGAAUCUAUCGUGCAACCAGUUGAGUGGGAAAAUCCCAAAUAAGCUUGGGGCCUUGCAGGCAUUGGAAUCACUUGACCUCUCAAGGAACAUGCUUUCCGGCGGAAUACCUUCAAGCCUAUCAGAUUUAACCUAUUUGAGCUACUUGGACAUGUCUGAUAACAAUCUAACAGGGAGAAUACCACCAGGAAGUCAGCUUGACACCCUCUAUGCACAGGAACCUUCCAUGUACAGUGGCAACAGUGGUCUUUGUGGGUCUCCUCUUCCAAACAGUUGCCCAGGAAAGAAUGUAACAAGGGAAGAUGAUGAAAAAGGGAAUGAACAUUCCUUUGAGCCAAUGACCUUUUACUUUGGACUCGCUCUGGGAUUUAUUCUGGGACUCUGGGUGGUGUUCUGUGUCUUGUUGUUUAAGAGAGCAUGGGGGACUGCUUAUUUCUGCAUGGUUGACAAGACAUAUGAUCAGAUGUAUGUGUUUGCGGACAUAGUAGGCUGA